Messenger RNA from Erpetoichthys calabaricus (reedfish), 2243 nucleotides. It is a transcript of the gene nme6, whose product is annotated as NME/NM23 nucleoside diphosphate kinase 6. Lineage: Eukaryota; Metazoa; Chordata; Cladistia; Polypteriformes; Polypteridae. The transcript is spliced from 6 exons. The record is from RefSeq and is a predicted model, not a curated record. The coding region runs from base 200 to 751 and encodes 183 amino acids. Gene Ontology annotation, molecular function: nucleoside diphosphate kinase activity. Gene Ontology annotation, biological process: CTP biosynthetic process; GTP biosynthetic process; UTP biosynthetic process.
GAGUGUGAUGCACUACAACUGAAAGCUCAAAUUUCAAUGAAUUCUGUUUUAGUACGCGGUUUAAAUCCAUCACAUCCAUAUCGGCAGUGAUUAUAACUGUAUUAGAGGGAUCUUUUUAAAUGCGGUGGUACAACUGUUAAAGUACAUUGCACGGCUUUGUUUCCGAUCCGGACCUACGGCAUCGGCAGCACGAGGUGGGAUGGUUUUUCUGGCUGUCAGGAGAGCAAAGGCCUUGCAAAUUACCCUGGCUAUUAUUAAACCUGAUGCAGUGGCACACCCUUUGAUCUCUGAAGCUAUCCAUCAAAAAAUCCUUGACCAGCAGUUUAUUGUAGUGAGGUCUAAAGAAUUAAUAUGGAGGAGAGACGAUUCGGAACGCUUCUAUGCAGAACAUAAAGGACGAUUCUUCUACCAGAGACUUGUUGAAUUCAUGUCAAGUGGACCAAUGAGAGCAUACAUCUUGGCACGAGAAAAUGCAGUUAGUCACUGGAGGGAACUGAUGGGACCUACUAAAACGUAUAGAGCCCGAUAUUUAUCCCCAGAGUCCAUACGUGGAAAGUAUGGUUUGACAGACACUAGAAACACAACCCAUGGUUCAGACUCGCUAGAUUCCGCAGAAAGAGAGAUUGCCUUCUUCUUCCCAGAGUUUAACAAGAAGUGUUGGUAUGAAAUGGACGAACCUCUCAUCAGAGCAGGAUAUUACAGCUACAGUAAAGAACAACAAAUACACAUGCCAUGCAUGACAAGUUCUUGACAAGGCUACUUAAUGUCAGUGAAUGUUAUUGAAGACUGUCAAGUGCAUUCAUACUGAGAAAGGAAACUGGCAGAAAAAAAUCAUUUUAUUUAUUAGACUUUUUCAUUAAAAAUUUAGCCAAUAUCACAAAAGUGUAGAAUUUUUUUUGCAUUGUUGAAGAAUUUAUUGUUUUUUGGUAAAAUCAAUAAUAAUGUAAUAUAUAAAUAAUGGUGAAUAAAAUGUGUCAACAGACAUAUUUAUAAACCAGUUAUGGAUAUGCAGGUAGGACAAAUUAUGUCUUAAUUUUUACUUUAUGAAAGAAGUUUGAUUUUACACCCAGGUGCAGGUAAACCACUCUCACCGAAUGUAACAAGGUUUAAAUUGUCAUAUUUUUGUACAAUUUUGUUUAUUGUGAUCACAUUUUUAUUACGGUGGUUUUCAGGUUCAGUCCUGGUGUUUUCACUUAACUGCAAGUUUUUAUUUCUACCAAUUUCACAUUCACAUCAUGUGUACUUUUUAUUGAUCUCAUUGUGUACUUAGAUGGCAAACAAAUAUUUGUAAGAAACUUCUAAAUAUUUAUAUCACUUUCCACAACUUGAAAUGCUUGGGUUUCGUGUGUUGUUUGUGAUGAUGUGUGUUGGCUCCACGCUGCCUGUUCCAUUCAGGAGCCCCUUGAACCCGCCACCCUCGAUAGGCAUAACUCAGAUGAGCCGGGCAAAUGAGACCACACGCAUGCAGCAAAUCCAUCCAUAAACAAAAGUGUCCAAAGUGCAGUGCAAACAUUUUUCAAUAAAAACAGUGGAGGUUAAAAACAAUCCAUUAAAUAAUCUGAUAAAAUAAAGUUCAAAUUCCACAGUACGAGUUAUCUCUUAAAAAUUCAGUCCCGGGUGCAUCCCUUUAACACCAACGUCUCCUCUUCUUACUGCACACGGGGCCUUUCAGCAGACGAGACACCCAACUGACAGGAGCAGCCAGCUUUCCUUUACAGGCCCGGGUCCCUGCUGUCCAUGGCUCCUCAGCAGGGUGCCGCACAGAGUCUCCCACUGCCAUCCCCGGCCUUAUGGGGGAGCGAGCCUCACGUCACUACACGAUUCAAGAACGCUCAGUUUGGGUGACUCGCUGCAGCGCCAAGCAUCAACCUUGUGGGUUUCCCAAGGGGCUCUCCUCCCAACUGCCUCCUCUUUCUCUUUCUCGCCCCAGUUCUCUCUUGUUCCUGCCUUUUUCCUCUCCAUUCUUUAACCACCGUCUCCCUGCCUUUUCUUUCUUUCGCUUUCUAUGGAUGUCCUCUCUGUCUCUGCUGUGUAGGCUCCUCUUAUUUACAGCUCUGAAAUGGGAGGACCAUGUAGAAAAAGUGUUGUCAUUUCUACAUGGUGUGACUUAAUAUUGUAUUUAUUGUUUUUAUCAGUAUGCUGCUGCUGGAGUAUGUGAAUUUCCCCUUGGGAUUAAUAAAGUAUCUAUCUAUCUAAAAUGUAUGUGAAUGCCUUUAAAUUAAAGUCUGCAAUAUGCACUUUAA